This is a messenger RNA of Caenorhabditis angaria, 1563 nucleotides long. The record is from the annotation of a GenBank genome assembly. Lineage: Eukaryota; Metazoa; Nematoda; Chromadorea; Rhabditida; Rhabditidae.
AUGAAUACAAGUUUGAAUCGGAAAGAUAUCGAAGACUUUUGGCGGAGAUCGAAUUCGAUUUGCGAUCAGGUAUGAGAUGGAAUGCUUGAUUUUUUGAAAAAAAAAAACAAUUUUGAUUUUAGGAAAGCGAAGAUCCAGAAAAUCUGCAUGUUCAAGUGAGGCGGAUGAGUUUAGCUGAAUUCAAUGGUUUGGCAGGGGAGCCAAAGUUAGCGUAAGUCGUCUAAUUGAUGAUUUAUUUGAGUCACUUCGGCUCAUUGUGAGGCAGAGUACAGCUUUAGAAUGAAAACUUGAUUCUAGAUGCGAUUAGAUACUCUAGGAGCGGCUCCUUGAGUUUCUAAGCUCAGCUCCUUGUCAUAGGAUCCCUCAAGACGCGGCUCUUUGCCAUAUGUGAGUUCUAGACGAGGGUCCUAGACGACUAGGUUCUCUAGGAGCGACUCUUUUAGAAUUAGAGUUUCUAGGCUUGGCUUCUUGACAUAGGAGCUCUCAAGACGCAGCUCCUUGCUAAAGGGGACCUCUAGCAGUGAUUCCUUCAGGACUAGAGUUUCUAAGCUCAGCUCCUUGCUAGAGGAAAUCUCUAGAUCAGGGUCGUAGACGCCUAGGUUAUUUAGCCUCAACUGCUUGACAACUUGGAUUUCUAGGCUUGGCUAUUUGCCACACAAUCUCCAAAAGUUCAUAAGUCGAAAUCCCUUUGACAAUGUUCAACUCUGGAAACCACGAUUUUCAGAGAUAUCGAAACUCCAACUUGGAAAUCCUCAGUCUCCCAAUCAUCCCUCCUCAAUUCAUUUUCGAAUCGUCGUCGAUCAAUUCUCCCAUCCGACACUUAUGAAUCACCCGCUCGUAGAUUAGCCACACAAUCAGAAGAAGAUAUGGAUAUUCAAACAGCAAUCAGCAGGUUUGCUCAUAUUUUUAUUCUCAAAAAAGAAAAAAGAAAAACUCUCGCUUGAAACUCAAUUUCUUCAAAACGGAAAAUCGAGAAGAAUUCAAUUUUUUUCGAAACAAAAUGUGUUAUAUUCUCAUUUUCAGGCUGAAAUCCAUCGAGACAACGUGUCAAAAAUCGCAGAGUUGUGAUAAGUUACUUAAUGAUUUGUCAUCGGAAAAAUCAAAAGCAUCGGAUGCAAUUAAUCGAAUACAAAUUGUUGUCAAACAACUUAAUCAGUUGGUUUUUUUUCCGACAAAAAAAAGUUGAAUUUUCAAAAAUCAUUAUUUUUUUAGGAUUCCUUCAUCAAGCACAUCAACUAUUCAAUCACUUCUACCGGAAACCGUUUCAGCCGCAACAUUUCUGGCAAAAACAAUUAACAACAUAAAAAUCAAUACAACAGUCUAUCAUUCUGAACUUCUAAGCACAGAAUUAAACCAGGUAUAGAUUCUUAAAGAUUUCUAUGAAUUCUAUUAAUACAAUUCCAGGUAUUUUGUUCAAUAACAUCAUUUAUAGCCAAAUUGGAUAACCAAACAAUGUCUGCUAAUAUUUCGACACCAACUCGAAAAUUGAGUUUAGUAGCAAGUUCCUAUUCUCAAUUAAUUGCCAAUUUGAAUGUUUUGAAUCGAGCUGUUUCUUCGGUUUAA